This is a messenger RNA of Centropristis striata (black sea bass), 1092 nucleotides long. RefSeq names its product ion channel TACAN-like. Lineage: Eukaryota; Metazoa; Chordata; Actinopteri; Perciformes; Serranidae. The coding region runs from base 1 to 1020 and encodes 339 amino acids. The record is from RefSeq and is a predicted model, not a curated record. Gene Ontology annotation, biological process: fat cell differentiation. The transcript has 12 exons. Gene Ontology annotation, cellular component: membrane.
AUGCCUCAAGGUUUAGGAGGUGUUCUGGAGGAGUGGAAAUGUCUGGAAGAAGAGUAUCAGCAACUUCAGGAAACACACAGACUGUACUUACAAAAGCUGCAGGAAAUUUCCAAACUACAAAACAACUGCUCUUCCUCUAUUUCCAGACAGCGUACAAGGCUGAGGGAGGUGUCAGACCUUGUGAAAAAAUGCAGCAAAGGACCAUCUGAUGAAGAUGAAAAGACCUUGGAUGAAAUAAAUAAGAAGAUAAAGACACGACCAAAUGCUUUCUUUGAAAUGGAAGCUUUCCUUCCCAAGAAAAAUGGGUUGUACCUCCGUCUUGUUCUUGGCAACGUGAAUGUCACUCUUCUCAGCAAGCAGGCAAAAUUUGCCUACAAAGACGAAUAUGAAAAGUUCAAGUUGUACCUCACAGUCCUCCUGCUGCUCUUCUCCUUCAUUUGUUAUUUCUUUGUGAGCUACAGAGUUGUUGAUGCACUCCUCAAUUUCCUGCUGGUGUGGUACUAUUGUACAUUAACCAUCAGGGAAAGUAUCCUCAUUACCAAUGGCUCCAGAAUCAAAGGCUGGUGGGUUUUUCAUCACUACGUCUCAGCUUUUCUGUCCGGUGUGAUGCUGACAUGGCCAGAUGGGAACCAGUACAAGAUAUUCAGGAACCAAUUCCUUGCCUACUCUUUGUAUCAAAGUUUUGUUCAGUGUCUGCAGUGCUAUUAUCAGAGCGGAUGUCUGUACAGGCUUCGAGCCCUGGGAGAAAGACACAACAUGGAUCUGACCGUGGAGGGAUUCCAGUCGUGGAUGUGGAAAGGGCUGACGUUUCUGUUGCCGUUCCUGUUUUUCGGUCAUUUCUGGCAGCUCUUCAAUAGCAUCUCUCUCUUCAGAAUGGCUCAGCUUCCAGACUGUAAAGAAUGGCAGGUCUGUGUGUGUGGUCUUUGCUUCCUCAUUCUGUUCAUGGGAAACUUCUUCACCACUGUUGCUGUGGUCCGUCACAAGGUCAAGAGCAGGAAUCAGAAAUCAAAGAGUCUGUAAUACAUACUAUGAUAAUAAAAAAAAAAGUUCACAAAAUAUUGUCUCACAUGCUGCUCUCUAAAUUAAAAGCUC